AUGUCUGUCGCCACAACUAAGCUGAAGAUCAUUACCAACCCUCAAUACCAGAAGUCAGGUACAAAGUCCUAUGUGCAUUUGAUGCGAAAGUAUGGCUUUGAACCAACUCUAGCCGGCCCUUACUUCGUUGGUAGCACUCUGCACCAGAUUGGUCGAUCAUAUACUGAUCAGGCCGUCGGUGGCCGUGUUCUUCGUCGACGCAAGAUCCAUAAGAAGCACCUCGAUACUAAUGAGGUAGGGGAGGUUCCUGCGGAGGAUAUCCAGAAUGACUCCGAGUAUCUGGUUGAGGUUGGAAUUGGUACUCCAGCACAGACCUUGAAGCUAGACUUUGACACGGGCUCAGCCGAUCUCUGGGUCUGGUCGACUGAACUCCCCUCUUCUACCUUGUCCUCGAGCAGUGGCCACACUGUCUUUGACAAGAGUAAGUCUAGCACCUUCAAGGAGCAAUCAGGCUCGACAUGGGAGAUCUCCUACGGAGACGGUUCUUCUGCAUCUGGCAAUGUCGGCACCGACAAUGUCAAUGUUGGUGGUAUAGUUGUCAAGAACCAAGCCAUCGAAUUGGCCGAGAAGAUGUCAGCACAAUUUUCCAGCGGCGCUGGCGAUGGACUGCUGGGUCUCGCCUUCGGUAACAUCAACACUGUACAGCCAACAGCAGUGGCCACACCUGUUGAGAACAUGAUCACUCAAACCGAUAUCCCAAAAACCGCAGAGCUGUUCACAGCCAAGCUGGGCUCCUGGCGUGAUUCCAAUGAGCCCGACAAGGGCGAAUCAUUCUACACUUUUGGUUAUAUUGACCAGGCUACUGUCACAGCAUCCGGUGGUUCAUUCCACUAUACACCUGUCGACAACAGCCAGGGCUUCUGGGAGUUUGAAUCAACCUCCGCGACGGUAAAUGGCAAGACUAUUACCCGUUCUGGAAACACCGCCAUCGCCGAUACAGGUACUACUCUUGCUCUUGUUGACGACGCUACCUGCAAGGCCAUUUACGAUGCUAUUGAGGGAGCGACUUAUGACGAGAGCAGCCAGGGAUACAUUUUCCCAUCUGACACCACUGCUGAUAACUUGCCUGUUGUAUCCUUUGAUGUUGGCGGCAAGCAGUUUGUGGUUCAGAAGGAGGAUCUGAGCUAUGCCGAGGCCAAGACUGGCUAUGUCUACGGUGGAAUUCAGAGCCGUGGAUCUAUGACCAUGGAUAUCCUGGGUGACACUUUCCUGAAGGGAAUUUACGCUGUUUUCGAUGUUGGUAACCUCCGCUUUGGUGCUGUGCAGAGAAAGGAGCUGCAACAGAAUCUCGCUACUCCUCCUUCUGAGUAG
Molecule: messenger RNA, 1311 nt
Organism: Penicillium taxi
Lineage: Eukaryota; Fungi; Ascomycota; Eurotiomycetes; Eurotiales; Aspergillaceae
Product: pepsin-like aspartic protease
Exons: 3
Coding region: 1-1311 (436 amino acids)
Biological process (GO): proteolysis
Molecular function (GO): aspartic-type endopeptidase activity
Source: RefSeq, a predicted model, not a curated record